AUGGCUCCAAACUUGAACAUCUCGGCUUUCAAAUAUCCGUUGGGGUUCAUUAGAAUCGUCGAAUUUGUGGGUUUAUAAAAUUUAAAUAGUUGACGAAGCGAAAAUCAAGAGAAACUGAAAAUCCUCUUUUCAAGAUUUUCAUUGUGAUCGCGAUCGCCGCAGUGAACAGUUGGGGCGUCGACGUUUCCUACAAUUGUCCUCCAAAGCUCCCCCAAAACAAUACAAGAUUGCUGAUCCAGAAGUCGGCAACAUUCACGUUGAUUCAAAAUCUACGGCGUAAAUCGAAUUCUGCAAUUCAGACUGUCAAAGGCACAAUUUCAUUCAUGUCUUGAUGACAACUCGAGGCUGACUUUGUGGCCUUCCGAUGACAGCGCCGGAGGGUUCUCUCAGAAGUUUUUUUCCCCGAAGACGAAGGAAGUUUUCAGGAGCGCAGGAUUCUUUUACUUUGUCAACGUCGCUGCUUUGAUCUACGUUCUCAUAAUCACUUUCGCCUACGUCAUUCUCUGGCAGCACUACCAGUCCGACAAAAGAUUUCCCUUUGGGGGUCAGUUAUGCCAAGAGAUCAGUAUUCUUUUUCAACAUUUUUCUCAUUCAUUUGGAGAAUACUGUCUCAAUCUUUCAACACUUUUCAAAGUGACGUUAUUUCGAACUUCAUUUCAGCCAAUUCAGAGCUUUUCCCAAAACCAAUAAAUUCGGAGUCACAAAAAUGUUUUGAUCCGGUAUUUGCAGGAUCUCGGAUUGACGGCCCUCUUUUUCGUACUUUUCUUCUUCUGCUCGUCUAUCUGGUGGGCCGGAGCCAACACGAUCGGAUCCGCCACUGCGUGAGAGUCAACGUGAAGUCGCAGUUCAUUCGGAGAAUUUUCAGAGACGAGCAUCUGACCGGACUCUUCAAGCAGGAGCAAUGGGCAGCUCAAAAUGCGACUUUCGUUUCCAGAGAUGUCAACAACGGCAAACUCGCCAUUUCUGUGGUCUGUUCCCUUUGCCGCCUUUUGGGGCAAAGUCCUCCUUUGCAGUUGGCUGACUGGGUCUGCGUCUUGUGUUUCGCCCUCAACUGCUGGUUCAUCUGGAAGGAGGUCGUCCCUCGAGAUUCCAGCGACCCGACUACCAUUGCAUAA
This is a messenger RNA of Caenorhabditis auriculariae, 1115 nucleotides long. The record is from the annotation of a GenBank genome assembly. Lineage: Eukaryota; Metazoa; Nematoda; Chromadorea; Rhabditida; Rhabditidae.